Molecule: messenger RNA, 6554 nt
Organism: Megalopta genalis
Lineage: Eukaryota; Metazoa; Arthropoda; Insecta; Hymenoptera; Halictidae
Source: RefSeq, a predicted model, not a curated record
UCUAACGUCUGGCAUUCCUGUUUUUUUCGUGCGGGUAAAAUCACGGCUUUCUAUAGCGCGCAAGCCUUUAUCGUUUUGUUUUGUAGAAUUCGGUAAGUUAAGUGAGUAUCUUUGGUAAGCUGACUAUGCUGAGUGUACGCCGAAUGAAAUGUUAGCUGAGAAAAAGCGUUCACGCGUCAAGGAAGUGUGUGGGAAAAUGAGUUAACCGUGUGUUAACGCGCAGUGGUCAACAAUCCGUGGAGGUUUAGUAAGGGAAUAUAUAUCCAUAUUCAGGACCUGAUAACGUCGAGCAUUUAGAGAGACGUAUUUAGUCAGAACAAAAUGAGUGCAUCGGCCUUAAAAUCAACGAUACCAGGAGUAGGUACCUCACCAGCUUCUACCACUCACUCCAUUCUUCCAAUGAAUGCGAUGGCACAAAAGGUUGUACCAGGCUCAGAGCCAGGAGCCAUGAAGCCUUUACCAGGAACUGGGUUGAGCUAUGUCACGUUGCAACCACCCAGUCAACCUUUGAGUCUAGUGCAAGAUCACAGACCCUCAGUGUACCAGACACCGCCAUAUGUAAGCGGUAAUUCUGAAAAAGAAUCGGACUUGGACAAAUUGAUUCCGAAUGGAGUAGAAAUUAUUAAAACUGAUACCGAGCAGACCAUAUCUGCUGCUAUCAAGCAAAGCGAGUCUAACAGGAAUAAUAAUCUAAGUCCAGACAAUCCUACACAAGACUCACAGAGAGAGAUUCAAACAGAGCAGGAGAUGACCUCUAUGAGUCUAGAGUUUCCUGCAUUAUGUCCGCCACUACAAAACAAAGUUGAAGAAAAGAAAGCUCCCGUAAAUAAUGGUUCAAAAGAAUCUGAUGCAAUGCCGGUCAGUGCACCUUUGAAAAAGGAUAUAUCUGUGCAUAAACCAGAUGAUGCACCAGCCAAACCUGAUAAUCAGAAGACAAAAGUCACAGCUCAAAAUCUGAAAGUCACAGCAGAUAAUUCUGCAACAAUGCAAUCAAGUAAUCCAUCAAAGGUUGAGACAAAAGUUACUGGUUCACCAAAAGCCAAUAAAAGAAAAUCUAGAGAAUUGAAAGAUUUGAAAGGAUUACAGGCAACUUCAGAUGGAGCAAGUAAGCCAAAACGAAAUCGAAUCCAAACACAGCCUUAUCAGAGUCCGUUACCAGAAAUUGCAUUAAUUGUCAAGAAUUUGAAUAAGCCACCACCAUCAAAGGCUCCUGAUGAUAAACUUAUAGUAUUCUACAAAAAUGAAUUUUUGGCUGUGAGAAAUGCGGAAGGGAGCUUUUAUGUAUGUCAAGCAAUGCAAAAUAUAUAUAAGUCAAGCAGGCGAAUUCGUAUACGUUGGCUUUCUCAAGACAAAAAUAAUGGAGAAAUAUAUUCACCUGACUUUUAUGAUUUUAUAGACUUUGAUUGUAUAUUAACAAAUUUAAACUUGAACAAAGUUGAUAAGAAUAAAUAUCAACUAACCAAGAUAGAAUUAUUGCGUACAGAGAAUAUUUUGAAAAGAGCAAUCGACGUCGAGGCUGGUGUAUCCGAAAAACCACGGGUAACAGAAGAACAUCCGGAUGGACUUGACCUUUCACUCUACAAGGAUGAGUCACAAUUGAAGAGAAGAAAAAGUCACAACUUACAUAAACAGAAGCAAAGCUUGCGUAAAAAAUCGAAACGAAGUGAAAGCUCUUCUGAGAACGAAGCACCUGAAGACGAAUCAGGGAAAAAAUCUCCAAAACCAAGUCGUUCCAAGAAGCGGACUGUUAACAAAGCGUUGGCUAUUGCUAAGUCCGUAGCGAAGGGUUCGAGUAGAGCAGAAAGGGCACUAAACAGAAACACAAAGUCUGAAAAUGAGGCUGCUGCCACUUCUACUGCUGCUACUCCCGCUAAUACUAGUGUAACCACAAGUACUGCUAACGCAGUCCCGUCUGCGGACGGAGCCAAAAACAAUGCUGAUGUGAAGAAGAGUGAAAACAAGAAGAUCACAAAACAACCAAGUAACAACAAUACGAGUGCGAUGUCCAGGACAAAACAACGUGCGACUGCACAAAACACACAACAGAGUAAUAAAGCGGCAGGACGUCCGAAACGCACGGCUGCUACCACAGGUAUUCCUUCAAGCGAAGAGACAGCUUCUCGAAAAAAGCCACGUGGUCGAACAUAAGAUUAACGUAAUUCACACGUUUUUCCUGUGUUACACGUAGAACAGAGUCUGUACCGUAGGCAAUAUGUACACGUAGUACACUCUUUAAAAAUUGCGAUCAAUUUGUAAUGUAAUAUAUAAUGAUCUCAAGAUUCUUAUAUCUAUCAGGUGCUGCAUUAUAUUAUAGUCCAACAAUGUGGGAUCAACAAUUUAUAUAACUGUGCGGCAAAUCGCAUUUAAUUGAAGAAAGAAGAAAAAAGAAUAAGACUCAGAGACUUAUAAGAGUGAUAUUGUGAUAUCAUACAAAAUUUGUACAUAUCGUCUACGUUUCAGAUUCCCUUACAGGAGAAGAAAGUCACGGAAUGUAUGAUGAGAACGGUACCUUGGUUGAGUAAUAACUAUCUACAGGGUGUCACAUGCUAAUGCACUCUUGCAAUAGUCUAUUUUUGAUGUUGUGAAUGAACUGUACGUGAUUCAGUUGAGUUUAAAUGUACACUUUCCAUUGGAUAUGAUAGCUAUGUACAAAUAUAUAUGUCUGGGGCUUGCGCGUACUCUAUGAAAAGAUUAAAACAGAAAAGUGGCUAGAGUACCAGAGAGUAAGAACAAUCCGUGAAUUAUCGAUCUCCAAGUUAUGGAUCGGUAGAUUUAGAGAAGUACAAUAUCUGUACAUUACGCUGAAUCCUUGCUGUUUAAAAAAUAGCAUACAGAAUGGUCCAGCGCCUAUUAUUAAAGACAGGCAGAGAAAAAAAGUGCCCUCAACUGUAAAUCCUUGUCUAUUGAAUCUUUGGAUUCAAGAAAUGAAAAAUCUUAUGGCUAAAAUAAAAAGAAAAUAUGAUGUUUCAUUAUAGCUUAUUUUCGAAUUACUUUUAACCAGUGAAUCGUUAGCAUGAUCAGUUGUUAUAGGAAAGGAAAUCAAGAGAAUCGUGUUGAUUAAUUGCGGUGGUGUCAGACUAUAAUUUAGCCACUUAAAUAUAUUAUUAUAUUCCUUUAAAGAAGAUAAAAUAGCAGCACUUAUUUACUCUGAUAAGUCUGGAUGAAAAAUGUAUAAACAUGCUUUAUCUAUGUAUUAUUUUAUUUUUCAAAGAUUAUGGACAAAGUGUAUAUUUACCGAGAGAUAGAUGAUUAUGAUUUACAUUUCACCAAAUCUAAAUUUCUUAUAGUUUUGCGUAGUUUCUAGUUUCUAUUGUGUCGAAAUAUUGGGUAUAACAAUUUGUAUCAGCAAUUAAGAAAAGGGGAUUUAUUGUAAUGUCAUUUUAUUGCGUAUUGUACAUUGAACGAAGGUAUCGAGACAUGUAUUUCUUUUUUUCUUUUCUACGUUACGGCGAUACAGUAAAAUACCUUACAAGUUAUAUUACGUAAAAGAUAAGAUAAAAAUAUAAAACGCCUUUGGUUUUUUUCUAACGAAACCGAAGACAGUUCGUACCAAUUUAAGUUAUAAUGCUUUUUAUAAUCGAAAGAAAUUCUGUCUCCGGAGAUGUGUGCACUUACCUUUAUGCAUCGGCCGUUGAACAUGCACAAACAUAAAACGGGAAAGUAGGUUUCUCACUUACAUGAUUUUAUCUACGUAUGUACAUAAUAAAGAUUAGGUAAUCGAAAUUGUGAAAAUGAAUACAAAAAUUUACGAGCGUUUGGAAUCUUGAAGGCUAAUGUAUCUUAUUCAUUUGGGUAGAGUGUCUCACUUUAUUAUUGUGUGUUGCAAUGGAACGAUUGCAAAACUUCGACUUUUGUUUUUAACAAUCACCGAACCCAUGUACCGAUGUACAUAUACUUCAUAAGCUUACACAACAUAAUAACAGAAGGACGCCGUUUAAAUGAUAGGCAUAUUGACUUCUAUUGGAAAUAGGAUAAUUAUUAUAUUAAAUGGUUAACAAAUGGAUUUAAUUCAUGAGAUGGGAGAUGAAUAAGAUACCAAUCCUGUCAUUGGUCCAUUGCAUAUUGUAUUUAAAUAUACACAUACAUAAUGUAUAAAUUUAAAGUAUAACGCAAACGUAAUGUAUAAAUUUAGUAAAAGGAAAAAUUCUAACGACGAAGACCGAGAAAUUUGCUUAUAUUGUUAUAUCAAAUGAUUUUUGCUUUCGAAAGCAAAACAAACAAUUUUCUUUCCAAGAAUCAGUUGUAUGAUAUCAAAGUAAUUCGGAGGACGGUGCAAAGUAAUGAUGAUAAUGUUAUCAUUCAGCGUCAAUGGAAGACAUGUAACAUAUAAAUGAAUUUCAAAGUCAAUCUGCACUUUAUUGUUUUCGAGAGGCGAUCAAUUUCACGACGCGUAUAAAUACAGCUCUCGAUAUUCUUCUCGUGAGCCACUUCUAUGUCUAAGACGAAAUACCUAGUAUGAAGGAAACUGAAUCGAAAAGCAACGAUGCAUUUGCGUGCGGGCUGAUAUUUGUUGAGAAUCCGAUGAAAUCUAUGUUUAAAUUCCAUGGAUUAAAAUUUGAAUGUAUAUAUUGUGUAGAUCAUUCACUACGAAAAUCAUCUGUCGCUUAUACACGAAUAAAAUUGAAAACCAUGUUAAUUUCUUUUGUACGCGACAAAUGUUUCAUUUAAGCCAGUCAAUCCCAAAUUUUCUUAUCGCAGUUGGUCGUCGUCGGUGUACAAAAUGUUCAUUUUUCAUUUCGAUCGAUCCCGACUGAAUUUUCGAAAACGAACAGCUUGAAAGGGAAGCCAAAGAUGUGUUUGCUGCAUGCAAGUGUAUUUGAAAUUCAAAGUACAAAUAGUUUCUCAUGAAAGUAUAAAAACUUUAUGUCCGAAUUUGGGACACACUGGUUUAAAGUAUGUAUUGCGUUCAAUGAGAUCUCAACUACCUCGUGAUACGACUUAUUUUCCACAAUAUUGUACAAUUCUAAUUUCUAAUCGCAAUAUGAAUUUCUGCUUAUAUUUUAAGUAAAUACAUAAUAAGGCACUUCGUGUAACCAUCUGAAAUAUCCUUCUCGUGUAUUUCUGAAAAAUUCGCUCAAUGAAUUUCCAAACAUGCCGAGACGUUGUUCAACAAUAUUUUAUGCACUUUGGUCAAAAUUCUGGGUAAUAAUACUUUCUGCAGCGUACUUAACUUCAUAACAGCGUUCUUGUUUCCACCGAGAAGGAUGUUUCUCAUAGUGAUAUCAAGUGUCUUCCGUUUCGUAUGAUUCGAGCAAAUCUAAAAAGAACCAUCGUUAGUUUACUGUGCCAAUUGUUUGAAAACUUUUUAAGCAGUAUUCCUCUGACAAGAUCUGUCUUACGACGCAUGAAAUCAAUUAUUGGCUCUCGCUUGACUUCCAGCACUGCUUCAAUGAAUUUACAGCGUAUGUCCCUAAUUAAUCUGAAUGUCACGAUUGCAUUCGAAUUAUGUAAUAAGCACACAAACCGUAUUACGCGUGUCGCAUUUGAAUAGACGUUUAAAUAAUGAUUAAAUAAAAAAAAGAUUGAGCGAUUAUCUCUAAGUAUGAUUCUUAUAAGGAUGAAUAUUUACAUAGAUAAAAUGUACAGCCCACAUGCGAAAAUAUCGGGCUAUACUUGAAAUACGUUCCGAGAAAGCGGUCACUUUUCCUUCGAGAUCGUGUGAAUUUGGUAUAUCUAUUCAUCAUAAAAAAGAAUCAGCAAUAUUUAUUCAAUUUGUGCUGUCGUUUACAAUGUGACCAUUGAAUCGAUUUUCAGAUUUUUGAUGACGUUUUUAAUGUGUUUUAAAAAAAGAAACAAAUUCGUUCAUUUUAAACGAUGUUAUCGUCAGAUUUCUAGUUUUUUAUUAUUUUUUUCAUUGCUAAAUGUUCAGUAUAUCGUGACAUGUUUACAGAUGUAUAGCAUACCCUAGCCAAAUCUGCAAAAGCUAAUUAAUUCAAAAUCGUUAACGAUCGAGAAACUUUCAAUCGGUGCUGGAUAAUACGUAAUAAUCAGUUUUUAUGCGCAUAGCUAGGAACAUAAUCUACAUUUGAAGUUAUAGUUUCAUCGAUGUUUCGAUCGAGAAAAUUCGAUUCAAGUUUCGUAUUUGAUCAACGACAAAGAUCGAAUCGGGAAUCAAUUGAAACCGAGCGCGCGCGGCCUACUUCAAACUCAAAAAUUUGCGAAAUCGAUCCCAAGGAACGAGAUUACAAUAGAAAACAUCAAAAAAUUCUUCGUAUCGAAAACGUGUUUCAAGUAGGCGACCCCGAUUCCUUUUGAGAUUCAUUUUUCUAGAAGUUAUUCUAUACAAUUUAUACGCGAUUCUACCAUUAGGAGCGUUUUAAUUACAAAACAGCCUCGGAUAACUAAUUAUACGGUUAAUGCGAACUUACAAAGAACCUUUUAUCUGUCGUACUGUGUACUUUUUCCUUUAUGUAUACGUUAUACCAUAAUUUUCUUCGAUUAACCACACGAGUUAAUGAUGGUUGGUGCAAUCUGUAUGUCCCCUGUGAUUUAAGUUCAUGAUGAAUUGAGAAUCAACGUUUUACAAAUAAUAAAAGAUAUUGUGAGUUUGGUGA